AUAACGCAGCUUCAUCUGUGGCUUUCGUGGACAAAGUACAUUUGCGCGGGAACGAGAAACAAGUUGUGGAAAGCAUGUUGACAAAUGACAACCUGGCGACUAGUAAAUACAGGAUAUGUAGGAUUAAGGAGAAGCACUGAUUAGCGCAGCUUUCUUGACUUGAAUUUAGGAGAAAUGUUGCCUACCAAUAUCGCGUGGCUGGAUGAUGCCUCUGGCGCUGUGGUGGCACUCAAUGAUGCUCAAGGACAGAAGAGCGUGUCUUUGUUGGCCUGGCCUCUUCAGCCGGGGGCUGGAAGGGACGGGCACGACCGCAGCCUUAGUCGCAGGGCGGCACUCUCCAGCGUUUCCCUGCCGCUCGGGCACUGCGUCCUAGCCGCUGGGGCCGUCGCCGCGGCCGGGCAGACCCCGGUAUCAGUGCUGGUGACGGCAACUCCAGCUGCAGCAACAGGGCCCGGCGGCCCUCAGUCUUCUGCUUUCCCUCAGGAGCCCUGCCUGCAUGUCUGGCGCGUAAGCGUCAUGCAGCGCCCGCCCGAGCCCUCUGCGCACCGCGGCACCGCAGCUUCGGGCGGCGCGGCUGCGGACCCGGACCGCGACGCGUCAGGGGUGCCCCUCCUGCCGCCGCCGUUGGCGGUCAGACUCCAUCGCGUGGGCCGGCUGGCUGUACACGGCAGCGGCAGUAGCAGCAGUAGCGCCAGUAGCAGCAGCGGCAGCAGUCGCGGUAGCAGCGGCCGUAGCAACCACCGUGGCUGCAGUGGUACAUGCGCGGCGCCGUGCCUCGAUGAUGUGCACUCCUGGCGGUGCGUACUGGCCCAGCAGUGCUGGCCGCAGCGGCCGGCCACUCCGGGGAUGGCCGCCGCCGCCGCCGCUGCCGCCGCCGCGGCGACAGGGGCGGGGGCUGCAGCUGUCCCCUGGGCUGCGGUGCAGGUGGACGCCGGCCGCGUGCUGCUGCUGGGGCUGGAGCCGGCCCUUGGGCCAGGUCCCGCCGCCAGCUCUGCGCCCCUGCGCUGCAUCGACCUGGACCUGAGUACUCGCGGCUUGGCGCAGCACCCGCCGCUCAUCCACAUCAACAGCACCACCAACAACACCGGAAUGAGCAGUCGGGCGGGGCUAACAGAUCUCAAUCCCGCAACAACGGGAGGGCUGCCACCACGGAAACGCGGCUCCGCGGCGGCAGCCGCCGCCGCCACAGCAGGGUUUGCGGCGACCGGGCCUGAGAACGUGGACCCUCACGCCUCUUGCUCCGGUGCGGCGGACAAGCACCUGGUCGCAGGCACCGGGGAGGCUGGUGCCGCUGUGACUGGCACGGGUACGGGCCCGAGCCUGCCGCCGGGCGGAGGCGAGGCCGCGGUCCCACCGCCACUACCACCAGGUGCUGCUGCCGGCCUCAUGGCAGCUGCGUCGCUGCGGCUGCUGUCGGCCACGUGCACUAUCACCAGCACCAGCAGCAGCUCCACCGCUAGUGAUGGUGGUCUGGAGCAGUGGCAAGAGCACCGGCAGCAGCAACAGCAACAGCAGCAGCAACAACGCCUGGAGCAGCUCGAGCUGUACCUCGCAGCUGACCGCGGCGGUGAGACGCCAGCAGCGGCUGCGCCGCCUGCGCAGCAGCAGCAGGAGCAGCACGUGCUGGCAGGUGCGGGGCCGACCGCCGCCGACGCGCAGCAGCCGCUGCUGCUGCUGGUCCGUGUGUCGGUGCCUGUGGAGCACGAUGACCUUGAGCAGCAGCUACAGCCUGUGCAUGCGGGGGACGGCAGCGGCGCUCUUGGCGAUGUAGGCGCGGCGGGCGCAGGUGGGCUGCUGCUGCAGGCGCUGCUCCCGCGAGGCAGCGGGCGACUGACAGCGUGUUGCGUACUGCCGAGCGUCGUGGCGGGAGGCCAAAUCAGCCUUAACGGCAGCUCGGCAUUAAGCAUCGACGGGCGGGGACCAAGCAGGAGAGGGCACAUGCUUGCGGGAUCCCCCGUGCUCGUGGGUUGCAGCAGCGGACGGCUUCAGCUGCUGCUGCCGACGGUGUGGCGGUCCGUGGGCGACAUGCGGGCUGCUGCCUGUGGUGCGGAGGAGUGCUGCUCAGCUUCGCUGCCAGGAGCCGUGGAGUCUCUCACGCCGCUGCCUUCCGUGGCGGCCUCCAGCGGCCUCAGCGCCGCCACCUGUGAGCGCUGCCACUCGCCAGCAGCCACAGCAGCCGCAACAGCCGGCGGUGCGCCAGUGGCGGUGUUGGUGGGCGCCAUGGUCCACCAACACCAGCCGCAGCAGCAGCAGCAGGGCCAUGCUGGCAAGGGCGGCGACGGCCCUGGCUGCCCUGGCGGGCGGACGCUGGAACUCCUGCUGCUGCGCGAGACGCAGCAUGAGCGCAGCCAGCGGCUGCAUGGCCGGGACGGCGGCAACAGCAAAAGCUGGGAGCUGCAGCGGCUGUGGGCGAUUUCAGACACCCUCCUGCUACUGCCCGUGCAUCAUCCCUACGCCUUCUGUGCAGCCCUGGUGCCCUCGUCAACACCAGCAGCUGCGGGCACUGUGUCCACUGCACCCGUAGGUUCAGCCCAGGGGUGCACCAGCGACUGCAGCCAGGAGGCGGCGCCGCCGCCGCAGCCGCAGCAGCAGCAGCGCCACCAGACGGCGCUGCUGGCAACUGUGGGCGCAGUGGUGGUGCUCGGCCCCAGCAGUGUGUGCAGGAGCACCCACGGCACGCGGGCCCAGCAGCAGCGGCCGACCAGCGGCGCUUACUCGGUGGGCGGCGGGGGCAUGGACUGGCACCGGCCACAGCAAGACGUUGAUGACCCGUGCCAGGCGCCAUAUGGGUAUGGCGUAGGGGAGGGUGAGGAUGAGGACGCGGUAGCGUAUGGCCGUAGCGGCGGUCAGCCGAGCUUGCCGGCACCACCUGAUGGCUGCAUGCCGGUGACAGCGGCGGCGGCGCCUGAGGUGGAGGCGUUGGGUCCGGUGCAGCUGCCCUGGGGGCCCUGGGGCGUGCGGCCAGCAGUCCUGCUACCAUCAUCGGUGGGUCCACUGCCGCCUCACCUCCUGCUGCACCUGGAGGCCCCGGGGCCACUUACGGCCACAGCGGCGCCAGGGGCACCAGGGGCCGGCGGGCUGCGCAGCGACAGCGAGCUGCCGCAUGCGCGUGGCGGCGACCCAGGAGGACUGCAUGCCUGCUGGGCGCUGCCGGCGGCGGCGGAUUGCCGCGGAGCUCUCAGUGGCGUCUGGCGUGUGGCCGCUGGCGACUGCCGAUGGCGACUGCAUCCGCAGCAUGGUGGGUCCGAGGCCAUUGAGGUUGAUGAGGAGUUGGAGGAGGAGGUGCAGGACACGCCACACCAGCAGGCGGCGCGGCGGCAGGCCAGCAGGCACCCGGCGCAGGGGGCAGCAGCAGGAGGGGCAGCGGGAGAGGAGGGCCACGGUAAGGAGCAGGAGCGGGAGCACGCCCGGGGGCUGGAGAAAGUGCUGGCGCACAUGGCCCGGCGCUGGGACACAGGCGUGUGGCAUGCGAUGGAGCGGCGUGCGGCGCUCCAGCGCAUGAUGGCGCUGACGCGGCAAGCGGAGCGCCAGCUCAGCGACCUGGCUGCUCUUGGUGGGGCAGGGAGUGGGGGCGGGGCAGGCAGCUGGCUGGGAGCGACCACGCCAGCGAUGGCCCUACCGUCGCCAGGUGCGCUGUGCCCGCCGCUGGGACCCCUCCCCGUGUCAGCCUUGCCAGCAACCGCUGUGCCGCCAGGCAUCCAUGGCUGUUCAGGGCAGCUGCCGCAGCCACAGUCGCUAGAUGUGGAUGUGAAGUCCGCCGCUCAGUGGGUGGAGGGCGAACACUGGCACGCCAAGGUCGUGGCUCAGCUGCGACGGCGGAGCCGCACUUGCACACAGGGCGUGCCUGCGAACACUGGCGGAUUUCAAUCUACGCACCCGCCUGUAGACAGCAGCAGCAGCAGUAGCAGCGCCCACCUCGGGGUACAGAUGCAGGAUGUGGUGCUGCUGCUGUUCCAGGACAGCAAGGACAUGAGCGAUGGGACUGGCAUCAAGGCUGUAGCAGCAGCCGUUGGUAUGCCAGGGGCGCGGGUGGUCGUGCCGGGCGUGCACAGCAGCUGGUCAUGUGGACCGGCACCUGCACCAGCAUCUGCACCCGCGCCGCAUUUUUACAGAAAGCCGCAGCUGGGACCACUGGCGAGCGACAUGGCAGGCGGGGAGGCCGGGGCUCGCGGUGGCUUGAGCACUAGCCCUAGCAGUAGCAGCAGCAGUAGCCUCACGGUCAUGGUCAAGGCCACCGUGCCCCUUACUGUCCUGACUGGCAGGACGGCUCCAGGGCUUUUGAAGGAUGCUGCCUCCUGCACCUCCACGGUUGCACCGGGUGGCGACAUUUGCCGCGCCCUGGGGCUGCUGCCGGACCUCCUGGUUCCCAACAUGCACCGCCAUAAUAGCCACGACGAACAGCAGGAGGAGCAGGAGCACUGGACACAUGGAGCGGCCUGCCCCUGAGUGCGCUGGUGCCUGUCGAGGCCUUUGACAUGGUGUGCGUCCCCGAGGAUGUGGAUGUGGGAGCUGUGACUAGCCAGCAUCAGGCUACAGAUCUGACUGCAGUGGAUGUUGCCACCAGCGCUCUGGAGCACUCCAUUAAGGCAACACUGGAGUCCUUUGAGGCUGCCCUUCUGCACCAGCAUUCCGGGACGCUGAAAACGCCAACUAGCCUGGUUAAUGCCCUUCAGCACGCCACAAGCAUUCACCAUGUGAUGGCCAUCCUUUGAUGGAAUUCUGUCUUCUCAAUGCUUAUCCAGUGUGGCAAGAUUUGUGUCUUGGGUCUGUCAAGUUGGUCAACGUACUCUUGCAUGACGCUUUCUGCUGGUUUCCACACGAAUGAGCGAUGUCUCCCCUUGCAUGGGGACGUUGUGUAGCGUGCGCUUGUGCAGGGUUAUCUGUGCGGUGCGGCUGCUUGACAGGCAGCCAAACAGAAGUCUGUUUGGAGUACCGUAUGCCAGCUGGGAGUAGGGCGGGGGCAGUCAUGUGGGUGGCUGAACCGGGGCUCAGCCACACUGCACCAGCCGACAUCUGUACUGUAAUCAUACGGUAUCAUGCAACCAGUAAUAAAGCGCAAGCAGCCAUAAAUGUCUAGGUAGCGGUCCGCGGUGGGGUUGGCAGGGCAUGCGUAGCGGCAAGUAGUGCGGCUGUUGACAACUGCGCUGUGUCUGGCUGUGGUCGGCCCUGCUGAGGCAUCGCAAUUGCUAGGCACCGGGUUUGGCUAUGUGCCUGAGGAAACUGACUCCGGCUACGUCCGGGCAAUGAGGUUGUGCGGCCUCAGACUGUGGAGGGGCUCAGCCCCUUUUCCCGUGAUCGGGGUACACUUGUCUCCUGUC
This is a messenger RNA of Chlamydomonas reinhardtii, 5318 nucleotides long. RefSeq lists its product as uncharacterized. NCBI's taxonomy places the organism in Eukaryota, Viridiplantae, Chlorophyta, Chlorophyceae, Chlamydomonadales, Chlamydomonadaceae. Bases 175 to 4446 code for a protein of 1423 amino acids. Gene Ontology annotation, molecular function: transcription coactivator activity. Gene Ontology annotation, biological process: positive regulation of transcription by RNA polymerase II. Gene Ontology annotation, cellular component: nucleus. The transcript is spliced from 10 exons. The record is from RefSeq and is a predicted model, not a curated record.